Molecule: messenger RNA, 297 nt
Organism: Gastrolobium bilobum
Lineage: Eukaryota; Viridiplantae; Streptophyta; Magnoliopsida; Fabales; Fabaceae
Product: vacuolar protein sorting-associated protein 2 homolog 1-like
Exons: 4
Coding region: 1-297 (98 amino acids)
Biological process (GO): endosome transport via multivesicular body sorting pathway; protein transport; late endosome to vacuole transport
Cellular component (GO): ESCRT III complex; multivesicular body
Source: RefSeq, a predicted model, not a curated record
AUGAGUUUUCUCUUCGGCAGUAGAAAGACUCCUGCAGAGCUUCUGAGGGAAAAUAAAAGGAUGCUAGACAAGUCCAUUAGAGAAAUAGAAAGGGAAAGGCAAGGCUUGCAGACUCAAGAGAAGAAGUUGAUUCUUGAGAUUAAGAAGAACGCCAAACAAGGACAGAUGGGGGAAGUGAGAGUGAUGGCCAAGGAUCUUAUCAGAACUCGCCAUCAGAUUGGGAAGUUUUACAAGCUUAAAUCGCAACUUCAGGGUGUUGCUUUGAGAAUUCAGCCUGAAGUUGUUCUGAAUGAUUGA